ACGACAUCUGUCCUUAUGACUAGGCCACCCAGCUGACCACUAUAAACAAUAGACACAUCUUCAUCCAGAACCUCACAUUCCCCCUUAUCAGCUUACUCCUGGACCCUCUUAUUGCUAAAAAGCGUCUGAGCGACCGCAGCGCGCAUCACGAACAGACAUGCUCCAGUCCUCCUUGUCUGGGUGGCUGAAGAAGUCGACAGCAAGCAAAGAGAAUGCACAGCCUCUACCGCCGCCUCCGGUAGCUUCAGCAGCACCAAAACGGCCUCCACCACCGCCCAAAUCCGUAUCCGCACCUCCUCGCAUGCCAAUGAAUCGCGUGCCCUCGAGCACAACACCACUGCCCAAGACAACAGAGCAAUGGAACGACAUACCCGAAGACUUUCUGUCAGCGCCCUCGUCCCGACCGCGAUCGAAGAAGAGCCCUCGCCCGUCUGCGACAGGCACGCCAGCAAACAUCUCACGGGUGCCUACACCACUCGGCCUUGCGAGCGAAACAACAUCCACACCAACUGAGACACCCUCAACAGCAGACUCGACGCCUCCAAUCCCAUCAUCAACACCUUCCAUACCCGCGCUCUUCUCACUGCGCCCGCUACCCGCCAAUGUCGAACUCGCGCCCCUCACCCACGAGCACCUGGAUGCUUUCAAGCGCCUCAACGCCCUGACCCUCCCAAUACCCUACCCCGAAUCCUUCUACAAGGAAACCAUGACCGAGCCACACCACAGCAUAACACUCAUCGCGCUGUGGCACUCCGACCCAUCCGGCGGCCCCGCAGACGAAACCGAAGCAGCAAAGCCACGCCUCAUCGGCGCAAUACGCUGCCGUCUCCUCCCCUCCGCGCAGCUGUACAUCAGCACCAUCGGCGUCCUCGCGCCGUACCGCACCCACGGCAUUGCCAUGCACCUACUCCAGGCCGUUGUCAAGACGGCCGUGGCCGCGCACGGCGUCCGCUGCGUGACUGCACAUGUGUGGGAGGCGAACGACGAGGGUCUGGAGUGGUACAAGAAGCGCCGGUUCGAGAUCUUGGGCAAGGAGGAAGCGUACUACAGGAAACUGAGGCCGCAGGGCGCGUUUCUCAUGCGCAAGACGAUUGGGGUUGGGGACUUGUUAGCGAGUGGGGAGGCGCGUUAAGGAGGAGAAUGACAGGGUUGGAGGAGUGACGACGAGUUACGAUAUGAUACCACAAGACGCGAUAUGCGAAUACACGAUUCUACGGCGCUUGACUCCAGCAUGGGUCUUCGCCUCCGACACUGCAUGUGCUCGCUUU
This is a messenger RNA of Boeremia exigua, 1268 nucleotides long. RefSeq names its product acyl-CoA N-acyltransferase. Gene Ontology annotation, biological process: mitotic sister chromatid cohesion. Gene Ontology annotation, cellular component: NatA complex. The transcript has a single exon. NCBI's taxonomy places the organism in Eukaryota, Fungi, Ascomycota, Dothideomycetes, Pleosporales, Didymellaceae. Gene Ontology annotation, molecular function: acyltransferase activity, transferring groups other than amino-acyl groups. Bases 158 to 1132 code for a protein of 324 amino acids. The record is from RefSeq and is a predicted model, not a curated record.